This is a messenger RNA of Biomphalaria glabrata, 6621 nucleotides long. RefSeq names its product cytoplasmic phosphatidylinositol transfer protein 1-like. Gene Ontology annotation, molecular function: phosphatidylinositol transfer activity; phosphatidylinositol binding. Gene Ontology annotation, biological process: phospholipid transport. The transcript is spliced from 10 exons. The record is from RefSeq and is a predicted model, not a curated record. The coding region runs from base 171 to 932 and encodes 253 amino acids. NCBI's taxonomy places the organism in Eukaryota, Metazoa, Mollusca, Gastropoda, Planorbidae. Gene Ontology annotation, cellular component: cytoplasm.
GCAUUGAAUGUUAACAGUUAAUGAAGUAUUCAUUCAACACUAAUUUGUAGGGGAUGAAUAAAGUUAAUAAUAUUACAAUGGAUUUGAUAAUGAUGCAGGUUUUAUGACCAAAGUAACAUCUAUAAACACAUAUCCUUGUACUGUAAGGUAUUCAAAGAUCCUCGAACACAAUGUUGAUUAAGGAGUACAGAAUAUGUAUGCCAUUGACUGUGGAGGAGUACCGCAUAGGUCAGCUGUACAUGAUCGCCAAACAUAGCCAUGAGCAGUCUGAGAAAGGUGAGGGUGUAGAAAUAGUCAAGAAUGAAGUGUGUCAUGACCCAGUUAGAGGUGUUGGACAGUACACAGAGAAGAGAAUUCAUUUAUCAAAUCAUUUGCCAUCAUGGAUUCGAGCUUUAAUACCCAAAGUGUUCUAUAUAACAGAGAAAGCGUGGAACUAUUAUCCCUACACUAUUACAGAGUACACAUGUUCAUUUUUACCAAGGUUCAACAUUUACAUAGAAACUCGCUAUGAAGAUAAUGCUGGGAUAUCAGAAAAUUGUCUCCAGUUGUCUCAAGAAGAGUUGGAUAAAAGAGAAAUUGACUUUGUUGAUAUUGUACUGGACCCACUACCAGCCAAACAUUAUAAGGAGAGCGAGGAUUUAACAAGGUUCAAGUCAAUAAAAACAGACAGAGGACCCUUGCAGAAAAACUGGGCAUCCGACAGUUCUCCAGUCAUGUGCUCUUACAAGUGUGUGAAAGUGAAGUUUGAAGUGUUUGGACUACAGGGUAAAGUCGAGUCCUUCACUCACAAGACUGUUCGUGACAUUCUUCUAUUGGGACACCGUCAAGCUUUUGCAUGGGUAGAUGAAUGGAUAGAAAUGUCCAUGGAGGAUCUGCGGAAUUAUGAAAUGCAUACCAAUGAAGCUACCAAUAAAAAAGUUAUGGAGUCUUAGCAUCAUUCCUUCCUGUUGCGAUUCCUCUCUGACUCAUCAGGGAAAAAAGCUGUUGAUAAAAUAACAUUGUCCCUCAAUGUUGUGUAUUUUAACGAAGCCCUCAAUUAGUCCCCACCAACAAUGGUAGAGUAGAUAGAUUUUUAUAAAACCAAAUUUAUUUUUUAACCGUAAAUGCACCAUUUAAUUUCUUCAUUUUAUUUUGACAUAACGUUUUAAACCAUGUAUUAUUGACGAUUUUAUUUCAUAUAAAGUAGUUUGUUAUAGUAUUCAUGAAAAUGUUAUAAAAUUAUUAUUUUUUUUUUUCACAUACAAUUUAAAAGAUGAUCAUUUUGAUCGUAACUAAUUUAAAAAUGGCAUAGAGUUGACAUUCAACUUAUUAUACCUUUUUGUUGUUGUUUUUUUUUUCCCUAAGAAAAUUCUCAUUAGCAAAUUUCUGACUAAGAAGUUUGACUGUGAUAGUCCCUAUGUGAUAACUGUUUUUCCUAGCUUUUGGUUCAUUAAUGUUUCUGUUUGGUUCAUCUCAAUUCUUGUUGCUGUGGACUUUUUUUUUUUUUUUUACCUUAUUUCUUAUUGCUAUGGUCAUUUCCCCCCUUAUUUCUUGUUGCAAUGGUCAUUUUUCACUUUAUUUCUUAUUGCUAUUGUCAUUUUCCCGCUUAUUUUUUGUUGCCCUAUAGUCAUUUUUUUACUUUAUUUCUUGUUGCUAUGGUCAUUCUUCACUUUAUUUCUUGUUGCUAUGGUCAUUCUUCACUUUAUUUCUUGUUGCUAUGGUCAUUCUUCACUUUUUUUCUUGUUGCCAUGGUCAUUCUUCACUUUAUUUCUUGUUGCUAUGGUCAUUCUUCACUUUAUUUCUUGUUGCCAUGGUCAUUCUUCACUUUAUUUCUUGUUGCCAUGGUCAUUCUUCACUUUAUUUCUUGUUGCCAUGGUUAUUCUUCACUUUAUUUCUUGUUGCCAUGGUCAUUCUUCACUUUAUUUCUUGUUGCUAUGGUCAACUUAUUUCUGAUCUCUCAACUGGCAGAUACUGGUGCAGCUCACCCAUCAUAUUGUUUUAUCUAUAAAUACAUGCACUGACCUAUCUGUCUUGCCAAAACUUACAGUGUUACAUAAUUAGUAAUUUUUUUUUAUGUUGGCAUUUUGAAAGUAAAUUGGUUAGCUGUCAUUGUUGCAUCUAAUUUUGUCUGGAGAUACAUGAGACUAGUCUGUUCAUGUUGGUGCUGUGUACAUUCCUGCCCCAUUUUUAAAAGUCAGCCUGGGUUUAAGAGACUAGUUUGUACAUAUUGGUGCUUUGUACUUAGUUAAUGCAUAUUUUGAAAGCCAGCCUGGGUUUAGCUGAUUGUUUCAUGAAAUUGAUGUGGUGCUUUUAAUAACAUUUGUUUCAAUGCACUUUGAACUUUGAUAUCAAUCUUUAGGUAGAUUUGAUAUAGGUACUCACUUCAACUGUCAGUGUAUUCUCAGUGGUUGGCAUAUAAGACUGAGGGCUGCUUAUGUUUCUUGGAUUGUUAUUAUGGCAGUAUUACUUCUCCUAUCACAAGUUUAGUGCCACUAGCAGGGUGAUGUUUACUUCUGUGAAUAUAAUGGCUCUUUUCCUUUCAUUGUUUUCAACUAUAAAAUGUUCAUGAGUAUAUCAAUGCGCCACCUCUCAGGACCUUAAGAUAGAAAGACAACCAAUGAUUUAAUAUUGUAUCAUUACUGUAGCUAUCAGUAUUAAUGGAACUGAUGUACUUUGUUUUACUUUUGAACAAAUUAAUCUAUUGAUCAAAUCAUUUUGAAUCAUGUAACAUUUUGUUUUUAACCCUAAUUGUAGUUGGCAACAUUUUACUUGCAUUUUAAAUUGUUUUAUAUUUUUAACCCAUUUCUGGUUAGGAAAAACCCUUCCCACACCUUAAGCAGAGGGAUAACUCUGAAUAAAAGAAUCCUAAAAAAAAUAAAUAUUUUGAAAAAAUAAUCAAAUUCAAGAUCUAAUACUAAUAAAUAAACAAACAACUUAAAAAAAUAGAAUGUCUAGUUUAAAGAAAUAUAUACUUUUAAUACCUGUACAAUAUAAAAAAAAAAUACUCAUUUUCCCAGGUGGGGUCUUACAUACUGGGGCUAUGGGCCUAAUCGUUUCAAAAAAUAGAAUCAGCAACCUCCAAAAUGAUUUGUAAUUAUGCUUGCAAGCAUAUUGAAAAGGGGAUUUUAGAAACAUUUUACAACGGUUUAGGACAAAAAUGAGAAAACAUUCUUGACUACAGAAGGAGCUAAUGGGUUAAUCUGUAAUUUUCUUUUCUUCAAUUUUUACUUUUUAAAAAAAAAAAUUGAAACUCUUCACUAUUAGUAAAUUUCUUUGAAGUUUUGUGCUACAUUAGAAAUGAUUGUUUGAUGCCUUAUUACCCAGAAAUAGUGCAGAGGUCACCAACAUGUGGUGCCUAGCGGCAGAUAUUUCUUAGAGCUUUAGAAUGCAUGCUACUUAGAGCAGCGGUUCUCAACCUUUUAAUCUCGGUGACCCCUUUUUACAAUCUCCCACUCUGCCACGACCCCCCCCCUCCAACACACACAUACAGCUAUAGAAGAGUAGGCAAAAACAAUCCAUAGUUUCGAUGGUCUUACGCGACCCCUGGCAAAUGGUCACAGGUUGAGAACCCCUGACUUAGAGCAAAAUGUACAUCCUAACUUUGGCUUAGGUCAAGGGUUUUGUUCUUCAGUUGGAUAGGAAAGACAUUGUUAUGAUUGUUUUUACGAAAAACUUAGAUGUGAAAAUAUAAAUUAAUACUCCAUAUUCCAUAAUGUAUUUCAAUACAUAAACAAACCCAGUAAAUUACCUUUUAUGGGUAUUCUACAAUUUCAAUGUUCAUUAUCAAUUUUAAUUCUGUAUAAUUUCUUGUCCUUUUGUUUUAAUUUGAAAAUACACAUUUCUUAACUUUGUUUAUAUUUGUUAAUGAAAAAACACAUUUCUUAACUUUGUUUCUAUUUGUUAAUGAAAAAGCUUAUCGCUUAACUUUGUUUCUAUUUGUUAACGAAAGAUUUUAUAGAAUUUUUAGAAGUUGUUUUAAUUUGAACAGAAUCUCAUCACAAAAUUUCUUGCAUUACUCUCAUGGUAGUUCUAAAGUUGUGAUCUUUAUAGAGCUAGGAUAACCUUAGAUUUGAACAUUUUCAUCCCAAGUGCCAUACAAGCAAAGAAAAGACUUGCCAGGAAAACAUUAGAGAUUGUUUAAUUGCAGAAGUGACUCUCUGUUUGACUUAUUAAGCAAACUCAACUGUUUUUUUUUUUUUGUUACUCCUGUGACAGACCGUUUUUUUUUUUUUUUGUUAUUAUUCUUCUUUUUAAGCUUUUUUUUUUUAGAAUACCUCUAUUCAACUCAUAACUUCAUGGAAACAAAAACCUACAGGACACGGAUGUAGAAAAGGACUCCAAAGAUUUUUCUAGAAAUUUGACAGUUGCUGUAUAUUGCUGGGAAAAGAAUUAGUAGCUUGUUGGCCUCAUGAGGGAAGCUCUAGUUUGACUGUUAAAAGUUAAAAAAAAAAGAUUAAAUUUGACAAGAAAAUGAGAAAAUAUUUAUCUUGAAUGGACUAAAUGUCUUCAGGUAUUUCCAAAUUCGUCGAACAGUAUAAUAAAUAAAUGUUCAAGAAAAUUUUGUGUAUCUUCUUCUAAGUCUAGAUCUAAAGGCCUAUCAAUAUUAUAAAGUCUAGUAGAUCUAUAUAUUCGCUUAACCAGGGGGAAUUGUUUUUUAAUGUAACAGGCAUUAGUUAUUAAGAAAAACAAACGCUCUAUAAGUUGUAUAAAGGAGUAUUGUCUUUAAAAAAAAGUAUUUUUAAUGUUUUUUUCUUGUUUAAAUCUUAGGCGUCUGCUUAGCUUUGAAUUGAGAACACAGACCUCUGUUUGCAAUCAUGCAUGAAUGAUUUUGUAUGCACUUCUUCAGUAUUUUACCCCGGUUGACUUGCUAUAGAAAGGUUCUUUGGAGUCCACAUCUUUCGAAACUUUUCACUGGUACAGUGGGCUGAAGGAAUUCAGUUCACUCCUACAGUAUAAAUAAUGCAGCUUGUAUAUAAAGUAGUCCAAUGAGAGCUUUAACACUGAUAGGCAGUAUUUACCUUUCUAUAUUUUAAAUAGCAGCAUACUAGUUUUAACAUCACUUAUUGAAUUAUUUGUUUCAUUUCUUUAUUCUUUUUUUUUUAACCUUCUGCACAUUCCCAGUUUUCAAUAUGAUCAAUGUAAUUUAUUCUGUUGUUUGUUCCUGGUGAUUUUUAUCUCAUAUUUUUAUUUGUUCUAUUUUCUUAUAGAUUAACGUUUUUUCAGUAUUUUGUAAAAUUAAAUUAAGUUUUCAUUAAUGUAUGUUUUUGAACAAAAGGAAAAGAUUGAUUUUGUAAAAAAUAAAAUAGCAUCUAAUAUAUACUCAAGAGCUUGUCUCAGGGCUUUAUACAUUGUAUGAAAUAUUUAUAAUAGUUUCAAAGGUUGUCAUGGCCAGGGGUGUCAAUGGGGUUAGGCUCCCAUUGUCUAUAAAAUACUCCUAAUGGCAUGCGUCUCAAAUAGCCUCUGACAACUAAGUCCAGCACCUGGCCUGCUCGUGUGGCUUAGAUAUUAAGCCCGGCAAAACUGCUCUUACUAACAGGUGAGGGUGUGAAGGCGGAUACCUGGCGCCAUAAUAAUAGUUCUAGGGUUUUAUUAUGUUGGUUAACCUACCCUUAUCUGGCCCAUAACUUUUGCCGAAUUUACAGGGGAUGCCUACAACACAAAAACAUCUCACACAAUGAUUAAGAGCUGACUCAUUUUGAAACUAGAAAAACUAGCAGCAUUGAUUGGUUGUUGUGUAAUUCCAAUAGCCACUGUCUAUUUAAAAAACUUUUCUUUCAUCUGAAAAUAUUUUACAGCCAUCUGUCAAAUGCUUUCACUUCUGUAUUUAUAUUGUAUUUAAGAAGUGCAUGUUGAAACUCUUACAAGGCCAGAAUUUGUAUUUCUCAGUAUCACUAUAUAGCUGACAUCUGUCUAAUCCUUUUAUCUCUGUGUUAAUAUUGUAUUUAAGAAGUGCUUAUUGAAACUCUUACAAUGCCAGAAUGAGGUAUUUCUGAGUAUCACUAUAUAGCUGACACUUUUGUAUUACUCUAGGGCUUAUUGUUUUGACCAUGACAUACGAAAUACUGUUGCUCAAUCUUUUUGUCCAUGCGUUUAUUUUAUCAGUGGUUUUAAAAAAUUGUGUAUGUGUGAUUUUGAAAUGUUUAUUAUUUUGGUGUGUGGUGAUCCAUUCAAUUAGUUAUAGCCCAGUUUAUCCCUUACAAGAUACAUACAGUUUAUCCCUUACAAGAUACAUACAGUUUAUCCCUUACAAGAUACAUACAGUUUAUCCCUUACAAGAUACACACAGUUUAUCCCUUACAAGAUACAUAGUUUAUCCCUUACAAGAUACAUACAGUUUAUCCCUUACAAGAUAGCACUAGUGAGAAGGGAAACUUAUAAUUGGUUAUUGGAAAACAAAUAUAAAAGAAUGAGCCUGUUUGGUAAAUAUAUUGUGUUUAACUAGAUUCACUGUGCGUCUUGAGUGCAGUGUCUUCUCUUGUUGUCUCAUCCUUUUAUUAUUUGGUAAGAUUUGUAUUCACUUUGAAAUGGCAACUAUAAUCAUGUGUGUGUGUGUGUGCUCUCACUAUAACAGAGUGUGUCUUGUGUGACACCAUGAUACUGUCACUGCUAUAGGAAAAAAAAUAAAUCUAGAUGUUGCACACC